GCCCCGCGCGUGCGCACUGCGGUUCUGCGCUUGUCAUCAUGGCGACGCGGGGCCAUGUGCAGGACCCUAACGACAGGCGCCUCCGGCCCAUUUACGAUUACCUUGAUAAUGGUAAUAAUAAAAUGGCAAUUCAGCAAGCAGAUAAAUUGUUGAAAAAGCAUAAGGAUCUUCAUUGUGCUAAGGUUUUAAAGGCAAUUGGUUUACAGAGAACUGGAAAGCAAGAGGAAGCCUUCAUCUUGGCGCAGGAGGUGGCAGCCCUUGAACCCACAGACGACAACUCACUGCAGGCACUGACUAUUCUUUACCGGGAGAUGCAUCGACCGGAGUUAGUCACAAAACUUUAUGAGGCAGCUGUGAAGAAAGUUCCCAAUAGUGAGGAAUAUCACUCUCACCUCUUCAUGGCCUAUGCCAGAGUGGGCGAAUACAAGAAAAUGCAACAGGCUGGCAUGGCUCUAUAUAAGAUUGUCCCCAAAAACCCUUACUACUUUUGGUCUGUGAUGAGCUUAAUAAUGCAAUCUAUAUCAGCGCAGGAUGAAAACCUCUCAAAAACGAUGUUUCUGCCCCUUGCUGAGAGAAUGGUAGAAAAAAUGGUAAAAGAGGACAAGAUAGAAGCAGAGGCUGAAGUUGAACUUUAUUAUAUGAUCCUAGAACGUUUGGGAAAGUACCAGGAAGCCUUGGAUGUCAUCAGAGGAAAAUUAGGAGAGAAGUUAACAAGUGAGAUUCAGAGUCGGGAAAAUAAAUGCAUGGCUAUGUACAAGAAGCUGAGCAGGUGGCCAGAGUGCAAUGCCCUUUCUCGGCGCCUCUUACUGAAAAACUCAGAUGACUGGCAGUUCUAUCUGACUUAUUUCGAUUCUGUCUUUCGACUGAUUGAAGAAGCCUGGACUCCUCCUGCUGAAGGUGAACACUCUUUAGAAGGAGAAGUACAUUAUUCUGCAGAAGAGGCUGUGAGAUUUAUAGAAGAUCGGAUAACAGAAGAAUCUAAAAGUUCUCGCCAUCUCCGAGGACCACAUCUAGCUAAACUGGAGCUGAUUAGACGUUUACGACGUCAAGGUUUUAAUGAUGAGUACAAACUGGGUGAUCCAGAAGAAUUAAUGUUCCAGUAUUUUAAAAAGUUUGGGGAUAAACCUUGUUGUUUCACAGACCUCAAGGUGUUUGUUGACCUCUUGCCUGCUACACAGUGUACAAAAUUUAUUAAUCAGUUACUUGGAGUUGUUCCUUUGUCAACACCAACAGAGGAUAAGCUGGCACUGCCUGCUGACAUCAGAGCUCUGCAGCAACAUUUGUGUGUGGUGCAGCUGACAAGGUUACUUGGCUUGUACCACAUGAUGGAUAAAAAUCAGAAAUUGAGUGUGGUCAGAGAAUUGAUGUUAAGGUACCAGCAUGGACUAGAAUUUGGGAAAUCCUGUUUGAAAACCGAAUUGCAAUUUUCAGACUAUUACUGUCUCCUUGCUGUCCAUGUGCUUAUUGAUAUAUGGAGAGAAACAGGUGAUGAGACCGCUGUGUGGCAGGCCCUGACUUUGCUGGAAGAGGGACUAACUCACAGCCCUUCCAAUGCUCAAUUCAAAUUGCUGCUUGUUCGAAUCUACUGUAUGCUAGGGGCAUUUGAACCGGUGGUGGAUCUGUAUUCCAGCCUUGAUGCUAAGCAUAUCCAGCAUGACACCAUUGGUUAUCAUUUGACCCGAUACGCCGAAUCCCUAGGUCAGUAUGCUGCUGCAUCCCAGUCCUGUAACUUCGCGCUCAGGUUUUUCCACUCCAACCAGAAAGAUACCUCAGAAUAUAUUAUUCAAGCUUACAAAUAUGGUGCAUUUGAGAAGAUCCCAGAGUUUAUCGCUUUUAGGAACAGGCUGAAUAAUUCUCUUCAUUUUGCACAAGUCCGUAUUGAACGUAUGUUGUUAGACCUUCUACUUGAAGCAAAUGUAUCAACCAGCUUAGCAGAAAGUAUAAAGUCAAUGAAUCUUCGGCCAGAAGAAGAUGACAUUCCAUGGGAAGCCUUGCGAGACAACAGAGACUUAAAUGUUUUCUUUAGCUGGGAUCCAAAAGACAGGGAUGUUUCUGAAGAACAUAAGAAACUUUCCUUGGAGGAGGAGACAAUGUGGUUAAGAAUCCGUUCCUUAACCUUGAGGCUGAUCAGUGGACUUCCAAGUCUUAACCAUUCUGUUGGGCCAGAGAACUCAGAGAAGACCACUGAGAAUGGAGUAUCCUCCCGGAUUGAUAUUUUCCGUUUGCUCCUUCAACAGCUGGAGGUGGCCCUGGAGACGGGAAAGCGAUUUAUUGAGAAGGACAUUCAGUAUCCUUUCCUUGGUCCUGUACCUACCAGAAUGGCUGGAUUCUUUAAUUCUGGCUGUUCUCAGUGUCAGACCAGCUCUUUUUAUCUUGUUAGUGAUAUUUAUGAGCUGGACAUCAAUGGUUUAGAGGAUACAAUGGAGAUCCAGGAACGAGUAGAGAAUAGUCUUAAGUCUUUACUAGAACAGUUAAAAGAUGUCUUCAGUAAAUGUAAAGGUGAUCUUUUAGAAGUUAAAGAUGGUAACUUGAAAACACAUCCUACUCUUUUAGAAAAUCUAGUCUUCUUGGUUGAGACUAUUUCUAUUAUCCUUUGGGUGUCCAGUUACUGUGAGAGUGUCCUGCGACCAUACAAAUUAAAUUUACAGAAAAAGAAGAAGAAGAAAAAAGAAACCAGCAUCAUCAUGCCACCUGUCUUUACCAGUUUCCAAGACUAUGUUACUGGGCUUCAGACUUUAAUUUCGAAUGUUGUGGAUCAUAUUAAAGGACUUGAAGCACAUCUAAUUGCACUUAAACUUGAAGAACUUAUUUUAGAAGACACUUCCCUCUCACUGGUAAGAGACUGCAUGGAAGAGAGAAAAUUUUCAAAGACUGUACAAGGGAAGGUACAGAGCAGUUACCUGCACUCACUUCUGGAAAUUGGGGAGCUGCUGAAAAAAAGACUUGAGACUACAAAGAAACUAAAAAUUUAAGUUAGUGUGAACCACAAGCACUGAUGACUCUACAACAGAAAAUGACAUCAUCUUCCCAGGCAAAAGCUACAUCUGGUUGACCAUCAUUUUAAUCCAGAACUUCCUCAUAAAAUGCAUGAAGGACUUUGAUCGUGAAUUAAUUUUUUAGGUAUUAAAUGUAUACAACUGAUUAAAUUAUUGUAUAUAAACCAGAAGCAGGACCCUCAUCUGGGUUUGACCACUUUUUAUACAUGUUCAUAUGCAUAUGGCAGCCACAAGAGAACCCCACUCUUCUUCUUCCCUUCUAUCACCAGAAACAUCUGGUGGGGUGGGGGGAAAGCAGCAAUAGAAAUUAAGCAUAAAGCAUUGACCUCAGAGCAGCUGAAUGGCCCUACCAUUAUAUCCGUGCGUGUUUUGGUCUGGUCCUUGAGCCUUAGGAAUCAGAAAGCAGAAGAAGAGGGGGACCAUGAUUGGGAGCAGGCCUUCUUUCCACAUUAGCAGUUUAGUUUUGAGGCUUCCUCAAAUGCUUGGCUCCCACAGAACCCAAGGCAGGUACCCAAAGGGCCUCAGAUGAAAUUUGGCAUAAGCACCUGCCACUGAAGGACAUCAGUCAGAUGACCACAGGCUGUCGUUUUUCAUCUUAAUAAUCCCAAUGGCCGAGACAUCCCCAUCCUAGCUCCUGUGAGAGUUAAAUCAGAAGUAGCCUUCUGUUACCUUACAGCUGUUUGGAGGGGAAAGUAAUGCAGACCACUUACAAGCCUGCUGAGGACUAGCUUGCUGUCUUUCGUCUAUUUGGGAAAGAUGGGAAUCACUGUUUUAAAGAAGAGAGGUGUACAUAAUUUAUGCAGGCAAGUCUAAUACCAGUGUCAUUGGUUUUGUGAGCUAUAUAUAUAUGUAUAUGCUUUUACAUAUAUACGUAUAUUUUCAACCAUAUAUACAUGUAUAUGUAAAUGUAUAUACAUGUAUAUAUGCUUGAAAGAUUUAAUACUUUAGUGUUUUGUAAGUGGGAGGUUUGGGAAGGAAGAAAGGAAGGAAUGUAUAUUAAUAUGGAUUUAACCUAGGUUUUAAGAUUUAGGCUGGCAAAAGAAAUGUUAUCAAUUGGGCUUGAGGUUCAGUUUACUUUUUUCAAACUUGAGAAUUAUUACCAGGAUGGUGUUUACGUUGUUCAUCUGGAGCUCCCCAAGACUGUGGCUUCACAGGUUGGUUUGACAGAAAAGAUAAACAUUGCUCUUGAAAAUGUUACACAUUUUAUACAACUGCUUUGGUAACUUUUUUGUGUUUGAAUCUGUGCCUCUGGUUUUUGGUCUUUGUUACCCAAAUACCGUUAAAGUUAGUAAUUCUGAAAAGCAAAGAAUUGAAUUUGAUGAGGAAAUUCAAGUAUCUGAUGGAGGAUUGGUCUUGAAGACCUUCAAGGUCCUUUCCAACUCACUUCUCCAGUGAAAUGUGAUACUUUUUUCUUUUAAAAGCAACCAAAAAAGAGCUUGGAAAACCUCUGUAUGCAAAGCAAUUGCAUUUUGUCCCUAUCAUUUUGACUUUCUUAGAUUCACAAUUUGGUGGGGUGAUUAAUAACUGUCUCAACUUGUAGGGAAACUUUUUUGAAAAUUACUGAAUUACCUGGUCAAAAUAAGACUUGUUGGAAAUCCUAGUCUAUUCAGUAAUUUAAUAAAAAGUUUUGAUGUUAAUUGGUAGCCACAACUGUCAUACCCCAUCCCAAAAGAAAAGAACUGCCUUGAACAAGCUGAAUUAAAAAUUCUGAUUGAUUCUGAAUCUAACUUAAUAACAUCAUAAUUUCAUAAAACUAUGGUCUAUUUAGAUGGAACUUUGUGUAUGGGGUUGGGACUAUGUGUGUAUGGCAUGUGUUCUUGAAAUGAUGUUUCUUUGAAUAUCCAAAAUUACUAUACAUAGAAAUGUUCUUUAAAACAAGUCUAUUAACUGACAGUGAUCAUUCUAGCAUAUGUGUGCUCAGUGGGCUGGCCUUGGUCCUCAGGGACAGUGUGUGACUCCAGUGGUCUACCUACCUAGUCUCUUGCCUAGGGGCAUCUGGGUCCUCUACUGGUUUUAGUGACAGAUAAUGUUACGUUGGGGUUAUGCUUCUUUUGUUACAUGUUGAUUUCCCUACUAAAUGUAGCAUUUCAAUUAGAUCCAACCUCUUACAUUUUGAGAUAAUUGUAAAAAGAAUGAAAUUAUGCAGAAAUGGCCAAUAUCUUUUAUUGAUCUGUUCUUUUGGAAAUUGUCAUGCACUAUAAAUUGUGUACAGUUAAAAAAAUAUAUAUAUAUAUAUAUAUACACACACACAUAUAUUCUUACAUGAGUAAAAAGCACCCUCUCCAGCAAUUGUAUGUAAUUGGUAUUUGAAGAGAAUUCCCAAAUAACUCAUUGCUGCUGCUGCUGCUGUUUUUAGUUUGUGUGGGUUUUUUGUUUUGUUUUUGUGUGGAAAAUUGAUAUUUAAAAAAAAAAAAAAGGAAAGGAGAAAAAACACGACUACUGUUUACAGACUGAAAAAUUACUGCUUUUUAUACUACUGAGAUCCUAAGUUAAGACUCUCCAAAGCAAACAUUUGGUUUAAAUCAUUUAUCUGAUGUGGGUAAAAGGUAGAGGACUUUUUAGUGUUCUCCACAUAAUGGAAAAUGUACAAAUGCCUAGCUGUGUUGCCCAUCAAUUUUGUAUAUUUUCAUAAUUUUAAUUGUUCAAAAUUGCAUUAUAUUUUGCAAUCACUA
This is a messenger RNA of Balaenoptera acutorostrata (minke whale), 5668 nucleotides long. It is a transcript of the gene NAA25, whose product is annotated as N-alpha-acetyltransferase 25, NatB auxiliary subunit. Lineage: Eukaryota; Metazoa; Chordata; Mammalia; Artiodactyla; Balaenopteridae. Gene Ontology annotation, cellular component: cytoplasm; NatB complex. Bases 39 to 2972 code for a protein of 977 amino acids. The record is from RefSeq and is a predicted model, not a curated record. Gene Ontology annotation, molecular function: protein-N-terminal amino-acid acetyltransferase activity; protein binding. The transcript is spliced from 24 exons. Gene Ontology annotation, biological process: N-terminal peptidyl-methionine acetylation.